AUGCGCGCGCUGCCCUCCGAGCUCGAUCCCUGGCUGGCUCGGGACAAGGCUGAGCACUUUGCCUUCUGUUUCGCAAUCACCUCCGCCGUCUACCUUGGCUCACGCUCCUGGGAGUCCCUCCGCCGCCACAGGCUGUUGCUGGCCUGUUUCGCCGGCUUGGCAGCGGGCCUGGCCAAGGAACUCGGCGACUGGCUGCAGUGGUGGCCGGGAGUGGUGUCGGCGCGAGAUCUGGGCGCAGACCUGGCUGGAGUUGCGCUGGCGUUGGCGGCGCUGGUAGCCGCCGAGGCGGGAGCUGCCCUGCCCAUGGCACAGCCGGACCGUGGCGCCGCCGCCAUCGCGCGCGGUGAGCAGCCCGGCGGCGGCCUGGAGCGCCGGCGGUUCGAGGUGGCGGGGUUAGCGGUGGAGCUGCGGCAGGACAUGCGGGGCAGCGGCGCGCUGCGGCCAUUGGACGACGACCGAGUGUGGGCGGACGGCGGCGGGGAGAUUCCGCCCAUACUGACGGCCGACGAGCUGGAGCGGGUGGGCCUGGUGGUGUGGCAGGCCGGCUUCGUGCUGGCAGACCUGCUGCUGCGGCGCCCGCCCUUUGGCAGCUGGCACGGCGCCGCCGUCCUAGACCUCGGCUGCGGCACAGGCUUGGUGGGGAUCCUGCUGGCGCUGGCUGGCGCCGAGGUGGUGCUCAGUGACCAACCCCACAUCACACCCCUGGCAGAGGAAAACAUGCGGGCCAACCUUACGCCAGGCCUGCACAGAGCCUGCGUGGUGGAUUACACCUGGGGGCAGGGCGAUGCAGCUGCCACGCUACUUCAGCGCCCGCCUGCCGCUGGCUCCAGCGCGGCGCCCGCGGCAGCGACCGACGCGCCCGCCGGCAGCGCACCCCUGCCAGCGUCGGCCGCGGCUGCCGCCGGCCCGCCAGCGCCGUGCUUUGAUGUCAUCACGGCGGCAGAUGUGGUGUACCAGCCAGCCUGCUACGCUGACCUGGCAGCCACGCUGCGCCAGCUGGCAGCGCCCCAUACGCUCGUCUAUGUGGCUUACAAGAAGCGAGGCCUGCAAGAGAGUAGCUUCCUGGAUCUACUGGAGGGUGUUGGCUUUGCGGUACAGGAGGUACCGCAGGCGCAGCUGGCGGCAGAGUACCGUUCCGGCAGCUACCGCGUGCUGCGGGCCUGCCGUAUUGAGUAG
Chlorella variabilis is the source of this 1176-nucleotide messenger RNA. RefSeq lists its product as hypothetical. Lineage: Eukaryota; Viridiplantae; Chlorophyta; Trebouxiophyceae; Chlorellales; Chlorellaceae. The record is from RefSeq and is a predicted model, not a curated record. Bases 1 to 1176 code for a protein of 391 amino acids. The transcript has 7 exons.